Messenger RNA from Alternaria rosae, 937 nucleotides. RefSeq lists its product as uncharacterized. The transcript has 2 exons. The record is from RefSeq and is a predicted model, not a curated record. NCBI's taxonomy places the organism in Eukaryota, Fungi, Ascomycota, Dothideomycetes, Pleosporales, Pleosporaceae. Bases 113 to 778 code for a protein of 221 amino acids.
UAAACAGGCUUGUAGACCUCAACUUAUCUUUGUUGCACCAAGCUAUCUGGCUCUUUUCGUCUUCACUUCCAUUUUCGAAAACCAACAGAUAACCCGAAGCAACAAAACGACCAUGGCGCAGGAACGUCCUCUUCGCGUACUGAGUUUGCUGGCCACUGCCCUCGCAACACCUCUUCUCAUCGCCAUCAACGUUAUCUCACUAGAGUCUCAUAGUUACCGGUACUGGUACCAUCGCGAUGUGAAUGCAUUCUGCUUUGGCUAUAUCCCCCUCGCUAUGACUGCGGUUGCGUCAACAGCCAGCAUUGUUCACCAACGAAGGCACGAUCGUAUGCCAGGCCCCAAGUUCGCUCUUCUAGACGGAUUGGCGGGUAUCACCUAUCUUGGAAUACUCAUUCCGAUCUGGGCGGUCGAGGUUGACGAUCUGGGGACAGCGGGAUAUGGCUUCUUGGCUGGAUACGCAACAGCUCCCAUGAUCGUUAACAUGUUUGUCCACUUCUACUUCUUUGCUUGCAAGGCUCGGGCAAUGUGGUUUGCGUUGCGUGCUCCGACGGUACAUGAGUGCCCCAACUGCCACCACGACUUGACGGUAGGCACCACGCAGAUCAAAGAGACGAACAAAGGUGGAGCGCGGUACAGCUUGCUGCGGGGAGAAGACUAUCUUGAUGCCGACGCUGAUGCCGAGCAUUACGUCGAUGAGAGUGCAAGGCCUUCCGAGGAGCAGCUCCGACCUGAGGGUGAUGACAAAGAAAACAAGGGCAAGUCCAUCAUGGAUGUCUGAAGUGUGGCAUGGCCUUGUCGGUUAUGGAGCUCUCAUGUUAUCGCAUGAGGUAGGACGCCGGAGUGUGAAGGAACGGUGAAGGGAUUGGCGUUGCGAUAUCGGGUAUAUUGCGAAACGACUCGCAUGAGGGAACAUGUUCUGUGGUCAAAGUUAUAUGAG